AUGAUAACUCAACAUCAAGAGACGCUCAACGACAAUGACUCCGAUGCAGUCAUUAUCGGCCAUGAGGACAUCAGGAAUUACAACCCGGAACAAAUUCUUCCAGAAUCCCCCGAGACCCUCCAAAAGAUUCGCGACUGGCUCAAGCCUACCGCGUACGAUGCUCCUGGUGGGGAGUAUGAGAAGCACCUAAAAUCCCAUGCUCAAGGCACAGGGACCUGGCUCACUUCAAAUGAAACUUAUUCAAAGUGGCUCGGAGGCUCAGAGGAGGGCUUGCUUUGGAUUCAAGGCAUUCCCGGAUCGGGUAAAUCAGUGAUCGCAGCGAACUUGAUUCACACCCUAUCAACCUCUCAUCCGGGAGCCCCUGUGUUAUUCUUCUUCUUCCGGCAGAUCAUCAAUGCCAAUCACAAGCCUCAAGCCCUGUUGCGAGACUGGCUAGACCAACUCUUGACCUAUAGUCCUCCUUUGCAAAAGGAAUUAAAAGGCUAUAUAGAUGCAGGGCGAUCAAUUGAAAGUCUAUCAACGGAGAGCCUUUGGAAAGACUUACGGAAGGCAUUGAGUUCUCUUCCUGGCAGAGUCUUCUGCGUUGCAGAUGCUCUUGACGAGAUGGACGGUGGGAAUGAGUCUUUUCUGCAAGACCUCGCGUCACUCGGAUCAUUCCGACCAGAAAAGGUCAAAGUACUGGUCACCAGCCGGCCUGUCCCCAAUGUUGGGAUACCACUCCGAAAAGUCACUCUGUUACAAAUUCGAUUAGAAGAAAAACUAGUCGACGUGGAUAUUUCAAUCUUUGUCCAAUCGGCACUUUCUGGCUCUAAUUUACCACGAAGCGAUCAGGAGCUGAUAAGAAAUGCAGUGCCAGGGCGGGCCAACGGGCUUUUUCUCUAUGCCAAGCUGGCAAUGGACGCGUUCCUUGAACCUGACGCUGGGAUUCAGCAAGUCAUUCAAGAACUUCCAACUGAUAUGAAUGUGUUGUACACCGACCUUUUGACGCAGCAUGCACAAAGAUCAGGGGUACCCUCUGGUGCUCAGCAUCUCAUCCUCCAAGCCGUUACCCAUGCCACACGACCUCUUCGCCUGCUUGAACUUGCCGAGAUGAUUCGAUUUAGUGAUCCGGAUAACUCUUCCAGAGAUCUCAAAGCAACAAAGGAGUUGAUAAGAACUGCUUGCGGCCCCCUUUUAGAGAUCCUCACCGACGAGACGAUAUCGGUCAUUCACCACUCAUUCACUGAGUACCUGAAAGGGACAACAAGAUCCAGCAAGGAGUCUGGAUAUCCCAUUCUACACCCUGGCCCCACGCAUGCGAAUCUUGCUUUUGAAUGUCUUCGCUACCUCGAAUCCGAGGAUGGGGGCAACUACUGGAUCAACUGUAUCGGCGGCAUGCCUCAGCCCAAGGUUUCAUUAUUUGGACUUAGUAGCGUGGCUGACGCAUCGGAAAAAGAAGCCCGACUGAGACUUCAACACCCAUUUCUUGACUACGCUGCGAGAAACUGGCAUCGACAUGUUCGAAAGUCAGAGAAUGCAGGGUUUGAUCAAGAUGAAAUCAAUAUUCAAAUUCAAAGAUUACUUGGGCGGGAGAUGUCCAGGGUGUCACCGAUUCAUAUCGCGGCAAAGUUGGGACUGGCAUCCUAUGCCCGAGACGUCGUUCUGUCAGAGGAUAUUGACCCCAAUAUCCCUGACUGGGAUGGACUCACUCCAAUGUGGCUAGCAGCGAGUAAGGGGCAUCCAGAAAUGAUCCGCGUGCUGGUUGCCGCUGGUGCAAAUCCAGACCAGGAGAUCGCUUCCUCCGGGUUGAAACCUCUGCACGAGGCGGCAACUCAUAAUCAUCAUUUGGUUGUGCAGGCCCUACUGGAAGCUGGAGCCGACCCCCUGACCCCAAAAACCAAAGAUGACUCUAUAUUCUCUUGUGGGAGCAGGACAAGCACAAGAGGCCACACGCCGCUAAUGUACGCAUGCCACAGCGGCCACGUAAAAAGUGUCGAGGUAUUCUUAUCCUUUUUAAAAGAUAUCAACACGGUUCAUCAGGUGUUGAUGUGGGCUUCCGAGAUGGGCAAGUCAGAGGUUGUUGCGAGGAUUCUACAGUAUCCUGGUGUCGAUCCGAACACGAAAGUUCAGGGUGAUACGCCGCUAUUCCGAGCCUGUGCCUAUCCUGACCUUGGAACAGUACAAGUGUUACUGAAUGCUGGUGCAGAUCCAACAAUCGGUAGUGAAAGCCGCCGGGAUGGAUUCGGUUGGUCUGAUUUCAACGAUUCCCAGAAGCAACCCCAGACCUACAAUUGCCUCCAUCGACUAUGCGGUUUAGGGGCAAAUGUUCCCUCCAAUACUAGAAAACCUCUGGAAAGUGACCUCUGUGAGAUUUUGCGAUUGCUUGUUGCAAAUGGAGUUGAUGUGCACGAACGCACUCCACGAGGGCAAACUGCAUUACAUGGCGCGGUACGCUCAGUCGGCAUGACCCGUGCUCUCAUAGAAGCUGGAGCAGAUGUCAACGCGGUUGAUUCAUUGGGAAACACCCCUCUUUACAACGUUAAAUCGUCCGAGGUCUUGCAGAUACUGGUUGAGCAUGGCCACGCCAACAUCGAGACUAUCAAUGCUAGAGGACAAACUCCCCUUCAUUUCAUGCUAUCUUUCUUUGCAAAUGAACCGUCCGGUAUAGAAUCUAUCGUCAAGUUUAUUGCAUACGGCCCCGAUUGCAACAUCCCUGAUGGUGACGGGAAUAGACCACUUCACAUUGCGCUACAGCCCGCCUAUCCCAAGGCACCGCUCAUCGAAGCCCUACUUCAUGGAGGGGCUGAUCCAUGUCUAAAGAAUGCCCGCGGAGAAUUCCCCUUACUCUCAAUGCGUCUGUCUCCGGAAUCAAUGCCAGCCAUCAACAUGCUUCUAGAUGCGGGUGCCGACAUUAACGCGGCCAACAGCAAUGGGGAGACUUUGCUCUUCGGGGGCCUUGCAAAUUUCUCCUUUGAGAAAGAAGACGAGGGCCGUUGUGUUAAAGCCUUGGUAGAGAGAGGUGCCGAUAUUGCAGUUCGUGACCUCGCAGGUCGCACUAUUCUACAUGCAACUGUUGGAACCCACGCUUUUUCCGCUUUUUCGCAGGACGAUACAAAAUCUACUUAUGGCUGCAGGAAAUUGGACGUCUUGGUCAGCCUUGGCCUCGAUCCCCAGGCUGUCGACUCGGCGGGAGACACCCUCCUUCAUGAGCUGGCGGAACGAGCGCGAGCCACAUCAAAUCUAGAUCAUGGCUACUCGAUGGUGGACUGCUGGAGGAAGCUGGUGGCAAAUGGCUUGGAUGUAGACCAGAAAAAUCACGCUGGCCGUACUGCACUGCACAUUCUGUCUGCCACAGACGCCAGCUGGCUAACCACCGAACCUGGGCGGCCAGCACCAAUUGACUUUGUGAUUUCCAAAACUUCGAACAUUGACAGUCCCGAUGAGGAUGGAAUCACGCCGCUUCAUCUGGCUGCAGCCGGUAGUGUUUCAAAUACAGCAAAGCUGCUUGAAGCCGGUGCAGAUCCUACACUAGCUACGCACGAAGGCUUGACGGCUCUUCACUUGGCAUGCCGUGCCAGGCAAGGCAACACAGUAGGGCUUCUCAUCCGUUCUCUUCGAUCAAGACUGGAGCAGAGUGCCCUAGAUCUUUCAUCCUCGUCUGCCGUCAGUUUGAAUGCUAAAGCCAAGGGAGAGUUCGAUUAUAUAACUCCUCUCUUCUACGCCUGCCGAUCGGGGCAACCUGAAACUGUAGCCCUCCUCAUUGAAGCUGGUGCUGAUAUUAACGAGCAUGCGUUGAAAGGGUGUGCCGGCUUCGAAGAUGAGAAUUCGCUUUGGAAAAGACACAAUGGUCCACCGAAAGGUCCUUCCUUGUUUGGAUCAUCGCCAUUUGCGGUAAGAGAAACUCAAACGCCGACGAGUAUUUUCAGCAAUGUGUCCAGAGCUCCCACAAGUCCCGCUAAGGUAGCAUACACCAACCCGGUCAAGUUGGAAGAUACCGCGCGUCCGGCAGACGGGCCUUCCAGUUUGAUGUCAGAUAUGGGGACAGCAGUAACAGCCAGGUUCGAGGAGAUCUUGGAUAUGCUUCUCAGCAAAUCUGCAGCCCUGCUGCCGUUGCUCCAAGGUUUCAUCGAUGAGGCCGUGAGAGACCAGAAAGCCUACACUGCCAGAUGCUUUUUAGACGCCCUCAAGAGAUACAGGUAUGGAUCAAAGCUGGAGGACGUCGUGGAGACUACCAACUCUGAAGAUAGCGAUAUCUAUAAAGCAGAAACAAGACUGUUAGAAGACGUAAAACCUGGUGAAAGCAACCAGGAGCUCUUCAAAGAGUUGCUACAUCAGAGACAAUAUCAAGCCGUAAAUGAAAUAGCCAGGAGGAAGGCUGAUUUUCUUACUAUCCCUGAAGGGGCGGUUGACUGCAAUUUUUCUGUCCUGGUUAAGAAUGGAUUUUCUUCACUUGUCAAAACAGUUGGUGAUAUUGAAACCACAUCAAGAUUGGUUGGCGGCCAGUGGCAUGCCUUUGGAGACAAGACACGUCCCGGUCUUUGGUCUGAGGGGAACAAUGAGAUCACAACGGCAGGGCCAGCACUUCUAGUUCAGGCGGUGUCACGACAACUGCCCAAUAUGGCCGUUGUUCACCUUUUGGUUGAGGACUUCCAAGUCGACAUCAAUGAGUUCGAAUAUCAACGCCAGCGAGUCAACAAUGAGUCCAUCGUGGUUCCAACCAGUUCAGCACUCCAUCAGGUCGCGCAUGGCCACACCUGGUGGCAAACUUUUCAAGCGCUUCCCUACUUACUCAAGGCUGGUGCAAAUAUAGAAAUCCGAAAUUUUAAAGGCGAGACCCCUUUACUACUGGCCCUUGAGGAAUUAUCGACUCGCCCUGGCCUCUUUCAGAAAGAUGUCGUCAGAACUUUGCUCGAAUGGGGUGCGGAUGUCCAUGCAAUUGAUAAUGUUGGCAACAGCUGCCUUUCCUACGCAAACAAGGACAUCAGCCUUCUAAAGGCCCUCAUGAAGCGGGGGGCGACACCGUCUACUAGAGCCGUCUUCGCGGCAAUAGAACAGCUCAAGGUUGAUGCUCUCGAGGCGUUCCUGAAGGCCGGUUUUGAUCCUAACACAAAACGAGUAGACCAGCCCCCGCAGGUCUUGGGAUCAGGUUUAUUUGGGAAACGGACCGAGCCACAGGGAUCAACGGAGGAUCUGCCGAUAUACUAUGCUUGUUUAAAGCUGAAGGACUUUUCGGGACCACCGGAUUCUGACAAGCAUAAAAGGAUGAUGGAGAUUGUGCAGAUGUUAUUGAAGUAUGGAGCUGAUCCAUUCGCAAAAUUCCUCGUCAAAGCCACGGCCCCGUAUUCCAACCAUGGUAAUGAGAACAAGACGAAUCCCUUCCAUAAGGGUAUAACCUCACCAAGUGUCCCUGAAGGAUAUGAAGAACGCACGGUAUUGCACGAGCUGAUGCGACGCGGCGAACCACCAAACAUCCUGCUUGGCAUUGAAGGAUUAGAGAUCAAUCGCCAAGAUGCCCAAGGCCGGACGCUUCUCCAUGUGGCCUGCCAGAACAACCCCGACCAAAUCACCACCGCUGAUGAGGAAGGUGGCCAUCAACUGACUCGCUUUCAGAAACUUGUUUCUCUCGGAGCUUCGCUCGAGGCUCGGGACAACUUUGGUCGAAACAUCUUGCAUUAUCUGAUCGAUCGCGAUGUCUACAUAGAAACACCCAAGCUUACACUUGGUCAUAUCCUAGACCAAGCUCCACAUCUAGUCUUGCAAUCAGACAACGCAGGAAACACACCUCUUCACAACGCAGUGCACCUCGCUGCUUUCAGACGGCACACUGAUACAGCAGAGACGCUCCUCUCCGCCGGAGCUGACGCGCUCGCCGUCACAAAGAGCGGAGACAACAUGCUGCAUCUCCUCGCGACAAACCUCGACACUCCCGAACUACGAAAUCUCUUCCACGAUUUAUCGAGGCGCGGCGUUGACAUCAACGCACGCAACUCGUACGGAGAGACCCCAUUGUUCGCCUUCAGCAAGCGCAUCAAAAAGAUGCCAGGAGGCUUGUUCGGCGGUGGCUCUGGCGGCUUGUUCGCCCCCCAACGCGAGUAUUCAGAGGAUGGCGCUCUGCAAUUAUUUCAAAACCUUGGCGCGGACUUCUCUGUUAAGAACGGUAAAGGUCGGGGCCUGUUGCAUGUUGCGGCGCCUGGGGACGUUGGGCGGUUCAAGGAGUUGCUGAGCGUGGGGCUAGAUCCGAUGCUUGAGCAUGAUGCCCAUCAGACGGCCAUUGACGUCGCGGCAGCUUGUGGGAACCAGGACGUUUUGGCUUUGUUUGAGAAGAAGAACUAA
Molecule: messenger RNA, 6312 nt
Organism: Clonostachys byssicola
Lineage: Eukaryota; Fungi; Ascomycota; Sordariomycetes; Hypocreales; Bionectriaceae
Source: the annotation of a GenBank genome assembly